CUGUUUACAGAUGUGUGCAUUUUGCCUCCAGAUCAGGGGCCCUGCAACGGCUUUGAUAUUCGCUACUAUUACAAUCCGGUAAGUAGAACAUGUGAGCAGUUCCGUUACGGCGGGUGCAAAGGCAACGGCAACAAUUUCCUAAGUGCAUCGGAAUGCCAGACGGAGUGUUUUGGAGGCCGAAUUCCGUUUCCGAUUUAUGGAUUGGAUUUUAUUGCAGAGAUGUGCAGCCGGCCCGUAGAUUCCGGACCUUGCAGAGGCAACUUUCGUCGCUGGUACUACAACUCACGAACCUUAAGUUGUGAACGCUUCACGUACGGCGGCUGUGGUGGUAACGAUAACAACUUCGAUAGCGAGGAGCAGUGCGAAGAUAUCUGUAUCAAACAGUUUCAAAACUCUGGCGGCUCUCAACCCAGUAAGUUGCGAAACGGUUUCAUGCUCAAUUCAUUGCUUGGGUUAUCCUCAUGCAUUGGCCUGGCGAUUUAUAUGGUUGGACCGUGAAG
Molecule: messenger RNA, 500 nt
Organism: Soboliphyme baturini
Lineage: Eukaryota; Metazoa; Nematoda; Enoplea; Dioctophymatida; Soboliphymatidae
Source: the annotation of a GenBank genome assembly